Molecule: messenger RNA, 1682 nt
Organism: Chenopodium quinoa (quinoa)
Lineage: Eukaryota; Viridiplantae; Streptophyta; Magnoliopsida; Caryophyllales; Amaranthaceae
Exons: 7
Coding region: 549-1301 (250 amino acids)
Source: RefSeq, a predicted model, not a curated record
UCCUCGAGUUAGCCAGCAAUUCCAGGUUAACCAAAACACACAAAAAUCAAUCAUUUAAUCUCGUUAAAAAACAAAAGAAUCUUUUAUUAUAUGAGUUUGAUUCCAACCAAAUCACUCUCUUCUACAUCUGUUUUUAUUAGCCCCUUUUCCUUAAUCACAACAAUUAUAUUAAUAAACCCUUGAUUUAUUUUUAAUUUAUUUAUUUUCGUUAACAAAAACAAAUCCCAAAUGAAUUGAAAUUCUCUCUUCUACACUAUUUCCUCCUUUUCUUCUUCUUCCUCUUUCUUCCGUACAAUCCUUAAUUUUCUACUCUCUUUCUUUUUCUCUCUCCUCCAAAAACUUUGUGAAUUUCCCUCACUUUUUCCCACCCCUUUUCAAUUUUCUCCCUAAUUCAUCGAUUUUUUCUGCAAAUUUGCAAAACCCCAUUUCAAGAAAUCAAGAAAUUUGACAUCUUUAUCAUCUGGGUAUUCGAUUUUAUGGCGGGAAAUCGAGUUUUUGGGUGAUUAUAAAGUGGGAAUUUGUCGAAAUUUGUAUUGAAUUUGGUGGGAAUGGCAGCAAGUGCAAACCCAUCUGGGAAUCAACACCACCAAGAACAAUCCUCUUUCAAUGGUGGUGGUCCCGCUGUAUCCACAAGUAAUGGGAAUUCGGGUCCGGGUCAUGAUAAUUCGGGUACGGGUUCUGCUAUGAAGCAUAAUCCUGGAAUUGCUACAGAUUGGACUGCUGAGGAGCAAACAAUCUUGGAAAAUGGACUCACCCGAUAUGCUUCAGUAUCAAGCAUUAUUCGCUAUGCUAAGGUUGCUAUUGAGCUUCCAAAUAAGACGGUCCGUGAUGUGGCACUACGUGCUCGAUGGAUGAAUAAAAAGGAGAUGAGCAAGAGAAGAAAAGAUGAUCAUUCGCGGAAAAACAAAGAUAAAAGGGAGAAAGUCACUGAAUCUUCGUCAAAGUCAUCUCAGUUGCAUGCAUCAAGGCCUGGUGGUCAUACUUAUCCUGUGCCAGCAGUUCCAUUAGAUGAUGAAGAUGGUAUUUCUUACAAAGCAAUUGGUGGCCAUGUUGGGGAGCUACUUGAGCAAAAUAAACAGUUUUUCCAACAAAUAUCUAGCAACUUUACGUCGUUUCAGAUACAGGAGAACGUUACCCUCUUUCGCCAGGCGUAUGACAAUAUAAAAAAGCUCCUGAACAAUAAUGGCAACGUGGACGACACUCCAGAAAUAAUGAGACAAAUGCCUCAAUUGCCGGUGAAGCUGAAUGAAGAACUUACAAUGGCCAUCAUCCCUGCUUCGAAUCACUCAAAGCACUCAUGAUUGUUUAUCAGCUCGACAAAAGUAGCCAGUUAAACCAGUUAGCAGAUUACAUCAUCUUCCAGCCCCAGUGAAGGGAAAAUAGGAAGCAAGCUAGCAAAUCAAGUAGAUGCUUUCUUCUGUUCAUUACAAUUUUACAAAUGUGAAAAUUUAUAAGAUUUUAGUUUUUUAUUUAUUUUUUUAAUUCUUCUUCUUUACAACUUUCAUUCUCAGUUUACAUAGUUUGUGUAGUUGCCAAUAGUAAUAUUAUUGGAUAUUCUUGGAAGUUAGAAACUAGUAUAAUAAUAAAUUAUCAUGUAGGUCAAUUUUUAGCCUAUUAUGUAAUGUUAAUUUUUUUUGGUAAUUGUCUAUUUUGAAAUGUUAAUAAGCAUUAUUUUUCAGUCC